Euleptes europaea (tarantolino) is the source of this 930-nucleotide messenger RNA. It is a transcript of the gene TPM4, whose product is annotated as tropomyosin 4. Gene Ontology annotation, biological process: muscle contraction; actin filament organization. Gene Ontology annotation, cellular component: actin filament. The transcript has 9 exons. The coding region runs from base 25 to 879 and encodes 284 amino acids. The record is from RefSeq and is a predicted model, not a curated record. Lineage: Eukaryota; Metazoa; Chordata; Lepidosauria; Squamata; Sphaerodactylidae. Gene Ontology annotation, molecular function: actin filament binding.
CGCUUGAAGAGACACUCUGCCAGGAUGGAGGCCAUCAAGAAGAAGAUGCAGAUGCUGAAGCUGGACAAGGAGAACGCCAUCGACAGGGCCGAGCAGGCAGAGGCGGACAAGAAAGCCGCUGAGGACAAGUAUAAGCAGGUGGAGGAUGAGCUGGCAGCUCUGCAGAAGAAGCUGAAAGGCACCGAGGAUGAGCUGGACAAGUACUCAGAAGCCCUGAAGGACGCCCAGGAGAAGCUGGAACAGGCAGAGAAGAAGGCGACGGAUUCCGAAGGGGAGGUGGCCGCGCUGAACCGCCGCAUCCAGCUGGUGGAGGAGGAACUGGACCGCGCCCAGGAGCGCCUGGCCACCGCCCUGCACAAGCUGGAGGAGGCCGAGAAGGCGGCCGACGAGAGCGAGAGGGGCAUGAAGGUGAUUGAAAACAGGGCGAUGAAGGACGAGGAGAAAAUGGAGAUCCAGGAGAUGCAGCUGAAGGAGGCCAAGCACAUCGCCGAGGAGGCCGACCGCAAAUACGAGGAGGUUGCCCGUAAACUGGUCAUUCUGGAGGGAGAACUGGAAAGAGCUGAAGAACGAGCCGAGGUGUCUGAGGCGAAAUGCAGCGACCUGGAAGAGGAGCUGAAGAAUGUUACCAAUAACCUGAAGUCUCUUGAAGCUCAGUCGGAUAAGUACUCUGAAAAAGAGGACAAAUAUGAGGAGGAAAUCAAGCUUCUCACUGACAAAUUGAAGGAGGCUGAAACCCGGGCCGAGUUUGCAGAAAGAACUGUUGCGAAACUGGAAAAGACGGUUGAUGAUCUAGAAGAAAAAGUUGCCCAGGCAAAAGAAGAGAAUUUGAGCUUGCAUCGAACAUUGGAUCAAACCUUACGUGAGCUUGGCAGCAUAUAAUGGGUUGGAAAGUAUCCUGAUUUCUGAUAACCCUGAAAAGACAUGCUUGGA